Culex pipiens pallens (northern house mosquito) is the source of this 924-nucleotide messenger RNA. RefSeq names its product caspase-1-like. Lineage: Eukaryota; Metazoa; Arthropoda; Insecta; Diptera; Culicidae. Gene Ontology annotation, cellular component: cytoplasm. The transcript is spliced from 3 exons. Bases 44 to 754 code for a protein of 236 amino acids. Gene Ontology annotation, biological process: proteolysis; apoptotic process. The record is from RefSeq and is a predicted model, not a curated record.
ACAUUUUUGUUUGUGUAUUCAAAAGUGAUUCUUACCGUUCGUAAUGAACCCCACACAACUUCCGGAAAUUGAUACCGUAGUUGCUGAUCUCAAAAGAAAAAGAAGUGAUGACAUUUUGCCCACUUCGAAUGGACUGAAAUCGACAACAUACGCGAUGAAUGGGACAAAAAGUGGAAAGGUGCUUAUAUUUAAUCAAGUUGAAUGUGCCGGUGAAUCUCCACGACGUGGCUCUGAUGAAGAUGUCAAAAAACUAUUUGAAACAUUGCCAAAGCUGGGAUUCCUACAGCGUGAUAUCAAAGAGUGUAAAAAUUACACCAAGGAUCAAAUUUAUGAGGAAGUGUCAAAGUUGGAUGAUGAUAAAGAGCUUUACGAUGCAGACUGUCUUAUGGUUGUGAUUUUAACUCACGGAAGACAAGGCGAUGCUUUGAUGGCAAGCGAUCAGUUAUAUCAUUUGUACGAUCUCAUCGACCAAUUUACUCCAUUGGCUCUUCCGUCAAUGGCAGGAAAGCCUAAGAUAUUCAUCGUACAGGCAUGUCGUGGGGACAGGGAAGAUUCGGGUGUCAACCUAUAUGUCGUAAACAAUCAUGGCUUAAGUUGUACACAAGAGGACAAUUUGGGUUCACAAACGCACACAUUUACCUAUCCAGAGUAUGCCGAUUUGCUUAUAAUGAUGAGUUCACAUUAUGAUCAUGUCUCUUAUAGAUCCACUGUUCGAGGAAGCUGGUUCAUUCAACAUUUGUGCAGUGUUAUUUAGAAAUGUGACCGCAAAAUGCACUCCAUUUUCGACAUUGUAAUAAAAACCAAUAACGCCGUGUCAAAACAAGGACAGUGUGGUCCGCAGAAAAUCUCUAGCUUUUACUCGACUUUAACUCGGCAAAUGUUUUUCGAUGUUCAAAAUUAAGAGUAUUGAGGCAUGAACUACUA